Molecule: messenger RNA, 2509 nt
Organism: Gigantopelta aegis
Lineage: Eukaryota; Metazoa; Mollusca; Gastropoda; Neomphalida; Peltospiridae
Product: gamma-butyrobetaine dioxygenase-like
Exons: 15
Coding region: 581-2026 (481 amino acids)
Biological process (GO): carnitine biosynthetic process
Cellular component (GO): mitochondrion
Molecular function (GO): oxidoreductase activity
Source: RefSeq, a predicted model, not a curated record
AAUACUUUCGUGCACUAAUAUAGUGAUUUCUGCCUCAAACAAGGCAAUUUGUGGGAAAUGAGUUUGCAUUGUGACACAGGGAAAGUCAGUAUUGCUAAAUCACUUGCCAUUUCAGUGGAUAUAUGUACAUAUGUCGACAAAGAUAUUUACUGACUGAAAACUAAAGGAAAUAAGUAAUACUGUUGCUACUUCUAGCAAGCUACACCAUCUUUUAACUGACUCUAUAAUGUGUCAAAAUUCUGUUUAAGGCUUUGCAACCACAGUCGUCUUCGCUCGCUAGUCAGGUUUUCCCAGUCUUUUCCUUGGCUUUUUAUCACCUUGGGUAGUCUAUAAUACAUUAAUUGUGUCUCUCUAUCGGAUCUAUUGUGGCAGCCAACCACUCGACAAUAGUUAACCAUUGCUAUUCAAAUUUAAAUGCUUGAGGUUACACGCCAACACAGGUCAACUGGAACGCCCGAUACCUCCACAAUGGCGGACAUCCGUUCUGUGACGUCACGUGAAAACACACUAUAUAGGCUAUAUAUAAAUAUUAUUGGAAAAAUACAAGAAGCUUGACAAAUACAAUACCAACAUUGGAAGGAUGACAUUAAUGCAGCGAAAUAUAACCAAAGUGGGGAAGAUCGUAAAAUGUUUUAUUCAACAAGACGUAAUUCCAGUGAGAAGCUGCGCUGUUCCGCAUAACAUCACGUCACAUCGGGGGCUUGUAGUGGGUUCGGCGAAACUAAAACAAGGUGUCUGCGGAUUAAAAAACUACAGUAAAUCAUAUAAGACGGUUCUGACUUCAAAUCAGUCACAUCUGAAAUGCAUGUCGACGGCAAGUUCGAACUCGUCAUACGGUGUUGACAAAGUACAGAUAUCUCCCGACAACAGAUACCUUGCAGUUCGCUGGACUAAUGGAAAGCAAUCACAAUAUCACAGCGUAUGGCUGCGACACAACUGCCACUGUGACGACUGUAAACAAAAAGAUAGCGGACAGAAAAUCUUCGACGUGGCAUCUAUUCCCACAGUCGUCCACCUACACCAAGUCACUGUUAAAGGAAAUACUUUACACUUAAUCUGGGGAGGGGAGUGUGAACACCGCGGAGAAGUCCCCGCCUCCCUCCUCUGGCAAUGUGACUACUCCCAGGAGGCCCUGAAUCGCCGAUAUCAGGACACGAGAUUAGACGAAAACUGCUGGACAAAGAAAAUACCAGAAAUGUAUUUUGAAGAAAUCAUUAACUCCGAUAAAGGACUUUUGAGUUUUUUGACGAAUAUCAAUGUCUAUGGUCUUUGUCUGUUGAAGAAAGUACCUCUAAAGGAAGAUAAAGUAACCCAGGUUGCUAAACGAAUAUGGCCAUAUAUAGAAAAUACUAUUUAUGGCGAAAUAUUUGAAGUGGUCGCCGCUCCGAAGCCUAUCAACGUGGCUUACUCAGACGUUCACCUUGACCUUCACAUGGAUCUCGUGUACUACGAGUCACCGCCGGGGCUCCAGCUCCUGCACGCUGUCAGGUUUGAUGACUGCGUGGUAGGGGGAGAAAGUACGUUCCUAGAUGUCUUCCAAGUGGCUCAGCAGUUCAAAGUUACCCAUCCAGAGGAGUUCCGGUCUCUGGUUCAAAUCCCGGCAUCCUUCCAGAAGAUUCAUUACGACAGAGAGCUGCCAGUUCAUCUGACCCGCCAACAACCACACAUCGUCCUGAAUCACAACGAAGAGAUAGUACGCGUAAACUGGGCACCGGCCUUCGAAGCGCCGCUUACUGUAAACGAGGAAAAUGUGGAGACGUAUUACAAAGCAUAUGGAGCAUUUGCUAGAGCUGUUCGAGAUUCGCCCAACUUGCUAACCAUGAGGAUGAAGCCUGGUGAUAUGACUGUCUUCAACAACAGACGAAUGCUGCACGGACGAGAACAGUUCAAACUCAAUGGAGGCGUUCGAUUUCUAAAGGGCGCCUAUGUACACACAGACCACUUCAAAAUUCGGCUGCAGACGUUGUCUCGUCUCCUAGGUGACGAUCACACCAUGAAACAUGUUGGGAAUGGAGAUUGGUUCUAACUACAAGCUUCAGGAACGCUAGGGACAUGUCCACUUGAGUCUUUCAUACACUCACUGUGUAUACCACACUAUCAGAAUGACAGAAAAACUGGCUUACAAGAUCUUAGACUGUUCCUAAGAGCAGCUACGAUUCAAAAUCUUGAAGUGACAGACCCAAGUUUGAAUCAGACAUUUCCUACCAUUUAUUCUUUAGAUUAUCCAUUUCCGUAAGUCCAAAAUGUAUUUGGUCAUCCAGACCACUGAGGGCCCCGUUUUACUAAGCGAUUUUAGCGCUAAGAUCAUCUUAAGGGCAUACGGGACCCAAGUUGUUGGUGCUUAUAAAACUUUUAUUAGAGUCUACUCAAGACUUUUAAUAGAGUCUGAGACAUGAAUGUCAUGACAACGCCAUACAAGUUGUAUCAGUGUGACGUCAUUAGAGAUUGAGUCUGGACUCUAUAAAAGUUUUACAAACACGGGCCAGCUGGUGUUUGUAAUACCACUAAA